Messenger RNA from Bactrocera latifrons, 5217 nucleotides. RefSeq names its product protein pygopus (gene pygo). The transcript has 3 exons. The coding region runs from base 1440 to 4196 and encodes 918 amino acids. The record is from RefSeq and is a predicted model, not a curated record. NCBI's taxonomy places the organism in Eukaryota, Metazoa, Arthropoda, Insecta, Diptera, Tephritidae.
GAAUGGCGUUACUGAAAGUGGAAGCAAUAAUUCAUUGUCAAAAAUAUAACCAAUUUAAUAUAGUUUACAUAAAUUUGCGUAAAAAGUGACGUAUAAACGCGGUACCUAAUCGCGUAUUAGCAUUAGCCAAAACGAGACGUAAUGUAAGGAAACGCGAAAGAAAUUGAAAGUGCCAGCUAGAUAGCGGCGAUUUAAUAAGUGUGCCUACGUAUGUGCACUUUUUUAUUUGGGAAAGCGAGGAUUUUUGGUCGUCGACGACAACGGCCAUCACAUUAAACGUGAAUAACUAAAUUAAUUAAUUUGUUCUCUGGUUAGAUCAAAUUGUGUCCUGAUUAAAAGUAAUAGUGAAAAAACUCUUGCAAUAUUUUGGCGCAAGAUUUUAGUCUUCAACUUAGAGUGAAUUGUUAUAUUCACUUGGCCACCGAACAACCUAUCCGUAAAUUUAAGCUAUGAGAUUUUGAAUACUGAGUGUAAAGUGAAUUAUUUGUGUUUAAAGAAAGUGCAUUUUAUGAACGUGUGCAUGGUGCAUUUUGCAGAACGCUUGUGAAAAAAGUAGUGAAGAGUAGAAAAUAGUCGCAGUAGCCGCUAUGGUCACAGCAGCAUGCAAGCAGGCAGGCAGAAAAAUGUGAGCCAUGCAAAGAGGCUGCGUUGUGAAAGAAAAGAAACGAACAAGAAGCAGCAUUUAGCAGUUGAAGAAAAAAAGACAGAACCAAAGGUAGAAGGCGUACAAGAGUAAAAAGGUUAAAGAAGAGUGGAAGGAAGAUAGGUGAAUAAGAAAAAGAAGAAGACUUUAGAAGGAGAAGUAGCCAUAGCAGUUGCAGCAUAGUAAUUAUUGUUUUGAGACAUUACGAGUGAUAUUUUGGUGCAGAAUUAACUUUUAUGUAGUUUUAAUAAUUUAAUGUGCUCAAAUCUAUGUAGUGUAAAAAAGUUAAGAGGUUUGUUACUAAAUUAUAGGCAGCCCUUGGCUGCAGGCUGCCCAACAAGACACCAGCCGUGUUGCAGCGGACGUACCUAAAAGUGGAUCAACUAUUAUUGUAAUCUUAAUUUGAUUACUAUGUCUCCAUCUAUUAAGAAAUGAUAACAACGAUUUGGUAUUCCGGAGACCUUGCCUAUUUCCCCACAAAAUACGAGUUGAUCUCGCAGACCACGAAAAAAAUCAACGGAAUUUGUAUUAACGACAGCAUGCUGUGUCCUUUUUUCUAAAGGACAUUUAUAAGGAACACAAAAUCAUCAGAUGAUUGUACAUCCGAAUGUGCCAUUGAAAUUAAUAAUUAAAAUUAUUAUUAAAAUACUAAGAGAGUGAGAGAAGUUGAUCAAAAUUUAAAAGAUAUAUCGCUUAAUUAAACCGCGUAUACUCGUAUAAUAAAGGCGCGGAACCUUUUUUUAUUGCUGAAGUGAGUCAAAAAGCCGUCAACAUUAGGAAGAAAAAUACUACGAAUAUGACCCAUCAUCUCGGUAUGGCUCCAUAUCGUUUGACGGGUCCAGCGGGUGGGUUAUGCCCUCCCGAUUUUAAACCGCCACCUCCAACGGAUAUCAUUUCUGCUCCGAGUAAUCCGAAAAAGCGACGGAAAACAUCUAAUGCUAAUUCGGUAGCGGCAGCAGCUGCAGCGGCAGCAGCGGCUUCGGCAGCUGCUAAUUCAAUGCAAUCACAAGCUCCUCCCACUCCUGCAGAUUUGUUACCUCCUCCACCAAUGGGAGGUUUUGGAGAUACUAUCGUCGCAUCCAACCCAUUUGAUGACACACCUCCCAGCAUGUCCAGCAGUAGUAUGUCGAGCAUGAGUCAUAUGGUUGGACCGGGUCAUUUUGGUCCUGGCGGUAUGGGUGGCCCUCAUAUGGGAAUGGGAGGCCCACAUGGUCCACCACCCCACAUGCAUCCGCAUAUGCAUCCUCAUCAUCCCGGUGGGCCUCCGCACCCACAUCAUAUGGGUGGUCCGCCCAUGCGAGGAAUGAGUCCAAUGGGAAUGGGUAGUCCUAUGGGCGGACCUGGUCAUCCAAUGGGUCCUGGAGUUGGGCUUCCACCGCAUAUGAAUCAUGGACGAGCAGGUGGACCAAUGGGUAGUCCUAUGGGUGCAAUGGGCGGCAUGAGUCCUAUGGGUGGUAUGGGAGGACCCAGUAUAUCUCCUCAUCACAUGGGAAUGGGAGGACUGUCACCUAUGGGUGGACCAGGACCAGGGCCGGGACCUGGGCCUAAUGGACCGCGUGCAAUGGGAUCACCAAUGGGAAAUCCGCCUGUAGGUAGUAUAGGAGGGCCGCCUGGUAUGUCUCAUGGGCCUGGUCAAGGGUCACCAAUGAACUCAUUGCCAAUGGGAUCACCCAUGAGUAGUGCGAUAGGUAGCCCACUUGGUCCACAUCCACCUCACCAUCAACAACAGUCUCAGUCUCAACCUCCGCCGCAUAUGAACAAUGGCCAGAUGGGCCCACCAACAAUGCAUAGUCCCCUAGGAAAUGGUCCAGCGAAUCAUAGUCAUUUAGUAGGAGGGCAAGGACCCGGGCCUGGUGGCCCUUUAUCAUCGCAACAGCUAGGAACAAAUAUGAUGGGCACCAUGAGUGGGCAAUGUGGUAAUAUUGGUCCGGGAGGAAAUUCUCCUGCUGGUACAGGACCUGCACAUACGCAGAAUAAUAGCAAUAAUAGCAGCAACAACAAUGCAAGUAAUAGCAAYAACAAUCAGAAUCAUCAUCUCUCUCCUGCGGGGCGUAUGGGUGGUGCGACGUCUCUAAGUAACGGACCUAUGCCACCAUCAUCCUCGUCGGCAACGACGGCAACGUCAUCAGCAUCGUCCAUUUCUGUACCAACAUCUUCUCCUGCGCCAGGAGGUGUAAAUCCGGGUAUGUCUCCGAUUCAUUCAUUGAGUGGGAGUAUCAGUGGAGGACCUGGACGAAGUCCUAGUAUGAUGAAUAAUGCAGGUUCAGGCGCUGCCCCAGGACCAAGUCCGUUACAAUCUCCUUCGUUGGGUAGUGGAGGAAGUGGAAAUAUCGGUGCUAGUCCAAUGGGAUGUGGUGUAGGCGGCAACACAACUGGUCUCAACAUAGGUCCUGGCAGUGGUAACAAUAGCAAUAACAACAGCAACAAUCCCAACAACGGUCCGAUGAGUUCGAGCGGAAGUGGACAGAUGAGCGGUCCAAUGCAGCAACAGCUGAAUGCAAAUGUUCCUAUGCAGCAGCAGCAGCAGCAGCAACAACAACAACAACAACAGUCUAUGGCGCUUGGUGGGAACGCGGGUGUUGGACCUGCUGGUCAAAUGCAAAUGAACAAUUCCGGAGGACCAGGAAGUAUGGGUUUAAUGGUAGGCCAAGGACCUGGUAGCCAAGGAAGUGGCUCCAACCAGGGGCCAUCCGGAAUGUGCGGUGGUAUAGGCGGGGGUGGUGUACCCAAUCAAAUGCUUCCUCCACAACAACCACAUCUCGGACCAACCCAACAACAAUUAAUGAAUCAUGCACACCACCAUCCGGGAGGACCAAUGCCACCUCACAUGAUGGGCGCUGGACCUAACUCGCAUAUGCACGGACCUGGAGGUUUGAUGCCACCACACAUGGGUGGUCCUGGAGGACCUAAUCAUCCCCAUCCACCUCAUCAUAUGAUGGGCGCUCAUGGCGGCAGUUCGCACAUAGGUCAUAUGGGCGGUGUGCCCGGACCAGGUGGUGGUAGUGGUCCUGGUGGUAUGAAUGUACCACCACAUCCCCACGGGCAUCAUCCGCAUGCACAUCCUCAUGGACCUCCACAUACGAUGGGCGGACCCAAUCAAAAUAUGUUCGGCCCUGGUGGUCCAAUGGGUCCAAUGAGCGGGCCGGGUGGUCCGAUGGGCCCUGGGGGCCCAAUGGGUGGCCCUAUGGGAGGUCACAUGGGCCCCAUGGGUGGUCCAGGUGGACCAAUGGGCAACCUUGGUAGCGGUAUGGGCGGCCCAAAACCUAUGCCAAUGGGCACUGGCAAAAUGUAUCCACCCGGACAACCGAUGGUGUUUAAUCCUCAAAAUCCGAAUGCGCCACCAAUUUACCCAUGUGGUAUGUGCCACAAAGAGGUCAAUGACAACGACGAGGCAGUAUUUUGUGAAUCAGGAUGUAAUUUCUUCUUUCAUAGGACGUGUGUGGGUCUCACGGAGGCGGCUUUUCAAAUGUUGAAAGAUGAGGUGUACGCGGAAUGGUGCUGUGACAAGUGUUUGUCUUCCAAGCCAAUACCUAUGGUAAAAUUUAAAUGUUGAAAUAACACAUGAACAGCGCAUUAGCGCUUUGGCUUAGAACUUAAUUGACAGCAGAAACAGUGGGUAUAUCUAGCUGGUGUAGUGAAAGACACUCAUCUUUACGCAGACCGCCAGCUAAAAAUGGUUGUUAUUGGUGCCGGUUAACAUUGAAAGCAGGAGCAACAACGACACAAGACACACAACACCAAUGUAGAAUAAUAGUUAAAAUAAAUUCGGGAAAUGACAGCGAAUGUGAAAACUGUUGGCAGCACCCUGAUGCAAAAUGAACGGCCCAAACAUACAAACACAUAUAUUCGCGCUCACCUACAAUCACAUAAACACAUACUACUUUGUAUAAAUUUAAUUGAAAUGCAAAAAACUAAAUAGAAUUAAGAUACUACCAUUAAAUAACAUAGGAAGUAAAACAUAAAAAUGAAAUUUAGAAAUAGAAUUUAUGAAUGAGUGGAUCAAAUAAGCAAAUGCAGUUUAAUGAAAGUAGCACACGUGCAGACGCGCAUUAAAGUCGAUCGAACCAAACGUUAUUUAGAGGGAAUACAGUGCAAAUAGGUGCAAACUAAGUUUAAUCUUAAAAUAUGCGCUAAAAUUCCGCAUACAAAUCAAAUCCCCAGCGGCCUUUUGGGGAAAAAGUUAUACCAUCGAAAAGCGCCAUUGCGCUAAUUUGCAUUUGUCGUACACGAAUUGCUUUAUUUACACGCUCAAUGUGGUCUCACCCAUAAAUGUACUACAAUGACUCGGUCCGAAAAAAUACCAUACUUCAAUCAUUUUUCAAAUUGUUUAUGAUUUAAAGGUUUCUAUUUAAUUUCGACAUAGAUUCUUACUUAAGAUUGUAUUGUUUUAAAAAUCCUAAAAAAAGGUCGGAAGCUUGUGAAAACGUUGAAAAUUUUACAUUUCAACUCUUUUGUGUUCGUAUCUACUCGUAAUACUGUUUGUUUUUUUGUGUGUCGGAAAUUUUCUACUUACUGAGUAAAUUAUUGCUUUGAAUUCAUGUAGGGCACAUUCAUGUAUAGUAAACUUUUUAAUA